AAUUAAUAUAAAUGGGUAAUAAGAGCGAUAAAGAAGCUGGCACACAAUCAAAGAAUGUUGAACAACCAAAAGAUAAAUAAUAACCCAACUUAUAAAGAACACAAUCCAAUAUUCCAUCUGAAAAAGGUCAGAAUAACCCAGCACCUGUAAAUUUUUUGAUUUAUAUAGUAAAUUUAAAAAGAAGAGAAUGAAUUUGACUCAUUAGAAUAAUCAGUGAAGUUUGCUUUCGAUGAAUUAAACAAAUGCAUUAAUUAAGUAAUAAUUUUAUCUAUAAUAAAAGAUCGAAAAAGAAAUAGAUUCUACGAUGAAUGAAUUGGGUUAAAAAAAGUCAUGAAAACC
This is a messenger RNA of Paramecium sonneborni, 339 nucleotides long. The record is from the annotation of a GenBank genome assembly. Lineage: Eukaryota; Ciliophora; Oligohymenophorea; Peniculida; Parameciidae.